CUCCGUACAUGCCUGACCUUGGCGCAUGCGUGGUGUACGGGCGCCAUUUUGAAACGGACUGAGCCGAAGUCAGCAAAGCAGUUUGACAGCCGCGAUGGAUCCAGCAAGCAUGCAGGCCUUGGCAGGCCACCUGCAGAAAACCUUCUCUCCAGAUGUCGGAGAGCGGCGAGCAGCUGAGAAGUUUCUGGAGUCAGUGGAGGGGACCCAGAACUACCCUGUCCUGCUGCUGCACCUGGUGGAGAGUGCUGAGGCUGACAUGACCAUCCGGGUGGCCUCUGCCAUCACGUUCAAGAACUACGUCAAGAGGAACUGGAGAAUUGUUGAGGAUGAGCCUAACAAGGUGUCUGAGCCCGAUCGUGACACGGUGAAGAGAGAGAUUGUGGGUCUGAUGCUGCGGAUGCCUGAACAGAUACAGAGACAGCUGAGUGAUGCUAUUACCAUCAUUGGACGUGAAGAUUUCCCCGCCAAGUGGCCAGGCCUGGUCAAUGAGAUGGUAACAAAGUUCCAGACUAGUACAGAGUUCAACGUCAUCAAUGGGGUACUGCGCACAGCUCACUCCAUCUUUAAAAGAUACCGACAUGAGUUCAAGUCCAAUGAGUUGUGGACAGAAAUCAAGUAUGUAUUGGACUCUUUUGCAGCCCCUUUGAUGGAACUAUUCAAGGCCACCAUGGACCUGGCCAACAAAUGUGCCUCAGACCCAGCCAACCUAAAGGUCAUCUUCAGCUCCCUCACACUCAUCGCCAAGAUCUUUUACAGCCUCAACUUCCAGGACCUGCCAGAGUUCUUCGAAGACAACAUGCAGACCUGGAUGACAGGCUUCCACACCCUGUUGCAGGUGGACAACAAGCUGCUUAUGACAGAUGAUGAGGGAGAGGCGGGUCCCUUGGAGCUGAUCAAGUCCCAGAUCUGUGACAACGUUGCGCUGUACGCACAGAAGUACGACGAGGAGUUCCAGCCGUACCUGCCACAGUUUGUCACCGCCAUCUGGCACCUCCUCAUCACCACCGGGCAGCAGGUCAAGUUUGAUCUGCUGGUGAGUAAUGCCAUCGGGUUCCUGGCCUCGGUGUGUGAGCGCCCACACUACAAACACCUGUUUGAGGACCCUGCCACCAUGUCCUCCAUCUGUGAGAAGGUCAUCAUUCCUAACAUGGAGUUCAGAGACUCUGACCAGGAGCUGUUUGAGGACGACCCUGAGGAGUACAUCCGGCGUGACCUGGAGGGUUCGGACAUCGACACGCGGCGCCGCGCUGCCUGCGACCUCGUGCGCGGACUCUGCAAGUUCUUCGAAGCUCCAGUCACCCAGAUCUUCUCAGCCUAUGUCGUAGCCAUGCUAACGGAACACGCCAAGAACCCGGCCCAGAACUGGAGAAAGAAGGAUGCAGCUAUCUACCUGGUGACAUCCCUUGCCUCCAAGGCACAGACAGCCAAACUGGGCAGUACCCAGGCCUCUGAACUGGUCAACCUGACAGACUUCUUCACCAGUCACAUUGCUACAGAGCUGCAGGCUCCUAAUGUGAAUGAGCAUCCAGUCCUGCGAGCAGAUGCCAUCAAGUACGUGACGACAUUCCGCACACACCUGUCCCAUGACCACCUGAAGGCCUGCCUCCCGCUGCUGGUGAGCCACCUGUGUGCGGAGAGCGGUGUGGUGCACACGUACGCAGCUCACUGCCUGGAGAGGCUCUUCACCACCAAGGUCAACGGGAAGCCUGUUAUCGUGAAGUCCGAUGUGGAGCCCCUGGCCGUGCCCCUCCUCACCAACCUGUUCAACGCCUUCACCCUGCCGGGGUCCCAGGAGAACGAGUAUGUCAUGAAGACUGUGCUCAGGACCUUCUCCCUGCUGCAGGAGUCUGUCAUACGUUUCCUAGAGUCACUCUUACCCAAACUGAUAGAGAAGCUUGCUGCUGUCUCUAAGAACCCCAGCAAACCCCACUUUAACCACUACCUGUUUGAGACCCUGGGCCUGGCCACCAGGAUCACCUGUAAGGCCGACCCUGCUGCAGUCACCAGCUUUGAGGGGGCCUUCUUCCCUCUCUUCCAGGAGAUACUGCGACAAGAUGUACAAGAGUUUAUUCCGUACGUGUUUCAAAUCAUGUCGCUGCUGCUGGAGAUCCGGACAGACGGAAUCCCCGAGUCGUACAUGGGCCUGUUCCCCCACCUGCUGAUGCCGGUACUGUGGGAGCGCAGCGGGAACAUUCCCCCACUGGUCAGGCUGCUGCAGGCCUACCUACAGAAGGGUGCACAGGCCAUCGCAGCUGCAGAGAAAAUUCCCAGCAUACUUGGAGUGUUCCAGAAGCUGAUAGCCUCCAAGGCUAACGACCACGAGGGCUUCUACCUUCUGGACAGCCUGAUAGAAAACAUGCCAGAAGCUAACUUGUCCACAUACAUGAAACAGAUCUUCCUCCUGCUGUUCCAGAGACUACAGAGUUCUAAAACAACAAAGUUUAUCAAGAGUUUUCUAGUGUUCAUGUGCCUGUAUACCAUCAAGUACAAUGCCACGUCUCUGGUGCAAAUGGUGGAUGGCAUACAGCCAAAGAUGUUUGGCAUGGUGUUGGAGAAGUUAUUCCUGCAGGAUGUACAGAAGGUUUCUGGCCAUACGGAGAGGAAAAUCUGCGCUGUUGGCAUGACCAAGCUCCUGACUGACUGUCCUGCCAUGCUGGGGGAGUACCAUGCACAUUGGACACCCCUGCUACAAGCCCUGAUUGGUCUGUUUGAACUUCCUGAGGAUGACAGCGUCCCUGACGAUGAACACUUCAUCGAGAUUGAGGACACGCCCGGUUACCAGACGGCGUACUCCAAACUGGUUUUCUCGGGGAAGAACGACCACGAUCCCCUCAACGGGGCCGUAGCAGAGCCCAAAACCUUCCUGGCACAGAGUCUGCAGAAACUUAGUACAACAUGUGCUGGAAAGAUUCCUGGUAUGAUCAGUUCAGGCCUAGAUGCAAAAGCAGCCCAGUUCCUGCAGGGUUACCUACAGGCUGCUAAUGUCACACUGCAGUAACAUGGGAGGGACGGGGGAGGAGUUAACUGUCAGUUUGCUUGUAGCAAUUAACAUUUGUUGGGUUGAGAGUUACAACUGACGAGUAUGCUGUAUGCAUUUCACAGGCACAAUGUGAUUGAAUUCGCUUCAAGUUGGACCUGCCAAAUAUGAGUAGGCUUUUCUACUGUAGGUUGUGUAAAUAUGGCAACACACUAUUUCAGAUGGGAAGAUGUUUUUGAAAAUAACAUCAUUUCUGUGCUAAGCUGUAUGUUAGCAUGAACAAUAAGAAAUCCUAUGUCACAUAUGUUAUGAAGUCUCUUUCUUCUCUGUCUAUAUGCCCACAGGUGAAAAGUGCAUACGAAGAGUAUACAAAUGUGCCAGUAGCAAAUGAAUUUGCACCACAUUUGGAGGCCUAAGUUGACAAUGGUAGGGAACCUUCAAGAAUACUGUUACCUACAAUAAUGUUUCUAGGAAAGGCCAUGAAAUACAAAUGUAAAUCUAAAAGGUUUAUUUGUAAUGGAACAUUUUUUACACAGGAAAUAUGUUGGUAACAAGUCCAUGACUGAAAGUCUGUCCAGUGAAUAUAUGAAAGAAUAUUAAUGUCUUUGUCAGGCAAGCCAAGGAGGAUUCUCACCUAGAAGGUACAGCAGUACAAUGUAUAUGAUAGAUACCACAAAUUUGUAUCAUGGGAGAACUAACUAUAGAAUAGUU
Molecule: messenger RNA, 3688 nt
Organism: Branchiostoma belcheri (Belcher's lancelet)
Lineage: Eukaryota; Metazoa; Chordata; Leptocardii; Amphioxiformes; Branchiostomatidae
Product: exportin-2-like
Exons: 22
Coding region: 95-2998 (967 amino acids)
Biological process (GO): protein export from nucleus; protein import into nucleus
Cellular component (GO): cytosol; nuclear envelope
Molecular function (GO): nuclear export signal receptor activity; small GTPase binding
Source: RefSeq, a predicted model, not a curated record